CACAAGACCAGAGGACUCCUGAGUGUAGGGCAGAGCUACAACAGUACUAACAAAACUGCUCAAGGUAGUUUGGAGUCUUUGGCUGCGCAACUAGACAAUCACUCGGCACUUGAAUCGACAGAUAACAAAUCACUGUGGGCGUUAUAUUGUUACCCUUUUUUGUACCACCAUGUACUAAUGAGCAAAUAUAUUCUAACUUCUUCAGCCCCCCAUAUUGAGCGUGGGCUUCAUAUGAAGAGGAAGACUUGUUCAGCAUUGUCAUCUUAAUUAAUUAUUAGCUUCUCUCUUUUGCUGUCCACCAACGCCUGCCAAGCAAUCCAUGGUGCAGACAAGCUCAUUAGUUUGACUUACAAUCCUAAAGUUUGGGAAGUUAUGUUUAGAACGCGUGUUUUAUAACCUACGGUUUUAAAACUAAAGUUACAAACUGUAAAGACUAUCUUCCACACUUUGAUCUGCAGCUGGAUUCAAGGAGAAAAAAAAACUAUGGAAAAAGAGACCAAUUCCAGGCAGCAAUGUAGCAACACACGUUUCUACGGGCUGUGAGAGAAAAAAAGGAACUCGUUGGCGUUCUUUUCCUGCUCGUUUGGACUAAACAGAAGGCUCGCUGUCGACCUAAUUUGGUUUUGGUAACAGAUCAGUUCAGUGAUUCAAUUAGACGGGUCCAAAGCCAACCCGGGCCGAUCUGUGAACCGUGGCGUCACUUCCAAUUCGAGUGUUAAAGAGAUUUCCUUCCUAAGCACACAUAAUAAACUCUGCGUUCGACUAGUCUUACAGGCAACACUGAAUAUUACUCUUAUUAAAGAGGACAAUCGCCUAGGCCUACCUCAGCCUAUUAAAGUAUGAAGAAAACACAUUAUUCACUAACUCGCAAAUUAAAACUAGAAAGUAAACACGGUUGGUAAGUGAAGAGAUGAGAGGAGAUGAAGAACAAAAUUUCAAUGCAAAGUCUGGAACGUUCUUUCUUUAUUUCUCUCCUUCGGAGUGCCUUUCUCGCAGGGUUUGACAUAUUCUAGCUGUUAUCAGAUUGAUGGGCUAGUUUGAUUGAAGUGGCUUUGUCAUGCAAAUGUCAAGCGCGUGAUGGAUGGUCGCCUUGCGCUGACAAACUUCUGGAGGUCCCCUCACCAUUGGCGCCGUGACGUCUCACGUGACCAGCAGCUGAGGUAAAUGUGAGUUAUAGGGAACCAUGAGCAAAUACUCCAGAUGUAGGCCUAAGCAUUUCCCCCUUCCGCAUGACAUACUGUUGCGAGCUUGCAGGACAGGAGGCUCUCCCGAUCUCUCAGGCUGACCCUCCGCCUUUAAUUGCGCAUGGACAAUUCCAGUAUGAACUCUUUUUUGGAGUACACAAUUUGUAACCGUGGGACGAACGCUUACUCGCCCAAGGCUGGAUACCAACACUUGGAUCAGGCGCUCUCGGGCCCCUUCCAUACCGGACACGCAAGUGACAGCCAUAACGCUGAUGGACGACUUUACAUAGGGGGGAGCAACCAGCCAGCAGCAGCACAACAUCAGCACCAGAGCGGCGUCUAUGCGCAUCACCAGCACCAAACUCAUCAGAGUGGCAUUGGCCUUACCUACGGUGGCACGGGGACUACGAGUUAUGGGACCCAGGCCUGCGCCAACCCAGACUAUGCUCAACACCAGUAUUUCAUUAACCCUGAGCAGGAUGGGAUGUAUUAUCACUCAUCGGGGUUUUCAAACUCAAAUCUCGGUCCUCACUAUGGCUCCAUGGCUGGUGCGUACUGCGGGGCGCAGGGAGCCGUUCCAGCCGCACCUUAUCAGCAUCAUGGAUGCGAAGGCCAGGAUCACCAGCGAGGCUACUCACAAGGCACCUACGCCGACUUAUCGGCCUCCCAAGGGAGGGAGAGGGACACGGAUCAGUCGCCACCUGGAAAGACAUUCGACUGGAUGAAAGUCAAAAGGAACCCUCCUAAAACAGCUAAAGUGGCCGAUUACGGACUGGGACCACAAAACACAAUCCGGACGAAUUUCACAACGAAACAACUCACGGAGCUCGAGAAAGAGUUUCACUUCAGCAAAUAUCUCACGCGAGCGCGGCGAGUCGAAAUUGCUGCCACGCUCGAGCUGAACGAGACACAGGUGAAGAUAUGGUUUCAGAACCGCCGAAUGAAACAGAAGAAGCGAGAGAAGGAGGGACUCGCGCCUGCUUCGUCCACCUUGUCUAAAGACCUCGAGGAUCACUCUGAUCACUCAACUUCAACAUCUCCAGGAGCUUCUCCAAGUCCCGAUUCCUAACCGAUGACGAUGGUUUCGGGUGCAUUGAACAACAGAUUCGAAAUAUAUACUAAAGUCUAUUAACUUAAGCAUUCCACAAUGUGCCCGAAAGACCUUCUCGUCUUCUUAUAAUGGACGAUUCGUUUUUGGAAACUGAACGUCUGGCGAAAAAGUGAAGAGCAAAGAGACUUUUAGCCUAACAAUGAACAGAUUUACACCGUCUGCUCGAACAAAAUUUCCAAUACUCCCUGGAAACGUUUGUGUGUGUUAUACAGGGUAUUUCUAUUAUAAAUAUAAUGCACUUUCACAAUGUUUACAAGUCUCUAAACGAACCUAACUGACUUUACAGGGAGCUUAUUGUGUUGUCAAAAUAUGUAUUGGUGUUUUUUGUUGCGUUUAUGAAAAUUUAUUUUUUAUUUGAUGUACAAAUUUCAUAUAUUUGAGUUUUGAGGAUUGUAGCUAUAGGGGCUUUCGGACUCCUUGCACUAUACGUUUACAGGGUAGGCCUUUACUGAACACCAGCACAAUUUACUGGAAUAUAUGAACGAUUCCUUCUCAGUGUGCACUGUGAUAUUCAAUUAUUUGCCAAUUUACAGUGAGAAAUAAUUAAUACUGUGUUGCUAGUCAGGCCUAAUUUACUAUAAAAAUGUGAAUUUUGGAAAAAGGUUCUAUUCCGUUUGUAGAAAAAAAGCAAUGCAGGGUGUUUAAAAUGUACUUUUCUUAAUUAAAACAUUUAAAUAAUUUGAUCUUUUAGCCUAGUAUUUUUUAUGCGCAGACGAGCUGAGUUUUAUUAGUUACUGUCUGUAUGAUUCCGUAAUCUGAAUGUCUCAAUCAAAUGCUUCUGUCAGUUCUUUAUCUACCUCAAAUAAAAACAAUAUUUUACUGAA
Cyprinus carpio (common carp) is the source of this 3119-nucleotide messenger RNA. Its product is annotated as homeobox protein Hox-B1. Gene Ontology annotation, biological process: regulation of transcription by RNA polymerase II. The record is from RefSeq and is a predicted model, not a curated record. Gene Ontology annotation, cellular component: nucleus. Gene Ontology annotation, molecular function: DNA-binding transcription factor activity, RNA polymerase II-specific; RNA polymerase II cis-regulatory region sequence-specific DNA binding. NCBI's taxonomy places the organism in Eukaryota, Metazoa, Chordata, Actinopteri, Cypriniformes, Cyprinidae.